Molecule: messenger RNA, 1683 nt
Organism: Leguminivora glycinivorella
Lineage: Eukaryota; Metazoa; Arthropoda; Insecta; Lepidoptera; Tortricidae
Gene: Spindly
Product: protein Spindly
Exons: 6
Coding region: 91-1374 (427 amino acids)
Source: RefSeq, a predicted model, not a curated record
CGGAGUAUAAAAUUUGUGUUUCUAAAUUAAAGUUAAACCAUUUAAGUGUUUUUAUUCUGCGAUAUUGGGCGUUGAGUCUAAAAAGUGGCAAUGGAUUACUCAACCAUCAGCAACAAAACGGGUUGCACAGAUCUCGUAGACAUAACCAACGGUGACUUGACUGAGAAGUACUACUCCCUCAAAAAGCAGUUUGACAACUUAUCCAGCAAUUACGAUGUUACAAAACAGGAGUUACACGAAGCCACACGCAAUUAUAACACAGCUUUAGACGUGCAGAGGUACUUAUCGGCAGAACUGGAGUCGCUACAGGCUGAAGAGGCACGAAGAAAGAAUGAGGUGAAUACUAAAGUAACUAAGCUUCAGGAGGACAUUUCAGCGUUGCGUGAGGAACAUACGGAGCUUAUUGAGAGUCAUGCUAAGGAGGUGAAGAAGUUUGAAGACGAAAUUCGUCGUUUGAAAGAGGAGAAUGCGUUUAAGGAAGACAGGCAGUCUCCAGAGAGGGAUACAGGGGAGUUGGAUGAGGCGCGGGCCGCUUUGUCGGCGGCGCUACAGGAGGCCGCGGCGGCGAAGGCCGCGCUAGAAGAGACAAAGGCUGAGAUAGUGUCCUGGAGGAUGAGGUCUGAAGAGUUAGUCGCAGAAAUGGGUCAGAUGCGUGAAGCUGCUGAACUAAGGCGAGAAGAGCUCCGUGCCGCAGCUGAGCGGGAGGCGGGUGCGCUCGCUGACCUUGCAGAGGCGCGGGCCAUGUUGCAUCAGCCUGAUGAAGGACCUGAGCAUGCUGCAAAAGGGAACUCCAUUUUUGCUGAAGUGGAGGACAAAAGACAAGAGAUGGCCAAGAAUCUCAUACAAAUGAAGCAGACUAACGCUAGACUUAGAAGAGACUUAGCCAACAAGCAAGCAGAGGUUGAAGCAUUGCUACAUGAAAAGCAGACUAUCUGGGAACAACAAGCUGGAGUUGCCGCUCACUAUGAUAGCGAGCUUCUUGAAAGUUACUCGGAACGCAUAACGCAGCUAGAAGACUUAUGCGAGCGCCAACGUCGAGAGUUAUGUCGCUGGUUCAAGUCUCUGCGUGAAGCCUCGCCUCCCGCGCGCCCCGAGCCAGGCUGGCUGCCUGCUGUGCUCGACCAUCUCAAAACGGAAUGCGACCGCCUCCGCGCCGAAGUGCUGUCUCUCGGCGCCGGCCAGCUCGCCAGCGCCGCCCAGGUGCGCGACCUGCGCAGGAAGAUCGCCCUUCUGUCCGCUUCCGGCGCCAACCUCGCCAGGCCGUCCCCCGAGGCGGCUGACGGCGGCGAUAAGGGCGACGUUCCCGUGUACAAGACCGUGCAGGUGAAGAGAAUGGUGCCAGAUGAUGUUAGGAAGAAAGUAUCCUUCAAUUGAGGUUAGAAUUAUGUUUUGGGGUGAGUUAUGACAGAGGCGAGUUGUAACGACUUCCAUUAACUUUCAGUUCGUAAUAUCUUAUUGACUCCAAUGAACGUCUUACAUAUGAGUAUGACAUGUUCCAUAAAAUCUCAGGAGACAUAAAUAACCGUGGUAUGCAAUGUAUUUUCAAACAGAUUGAUGAAGCAAUUCAUGACAUUAGAAACAGAGAUCUAGAUUACGAGAAUCGAAGUGAAAAUGAAUCUAAUUCUAUUGACAAUUCGGUCUCUGAAACGGAGGAACAACAGUUUUUUCGUACCUAAUACCUAC